AGUAAGGCUCCAAACCUUUUGAAUCCACAGGGCGUCUGAGAUAAGCCAGGAGGCCAAAGCUGGAGUAUAAAAAGGGCUUGGAGCUCAGGGCUCCUCAUCAGCUCUUCUGCCUUCUACUCCCCGUGAACUCGGUUUUACCUCCAUCUCCCAAAGAUGACUUUCCUCCAAGGCCAGUGCGACGACGACUGCUACUCCCCCUGCAGCUACGGGAGCCUCUACGGCUACCGGGGCUACGACUGUGGGAGCCCCUGUGGCUACCGGGGCUACGGGAGCCUCUACGGCUCCCGCGGCCUCUACGGCUUCGGGGACCGCUACGGCUACGGCAGCUUGUUCGGCUACCGGGGCAUCUUCGGCUCCGGGGACUGCUACGGCUCCGGGGGGCUCUAUGGGGGCUACCGGGGCUUCUACGGCUCUGGGGACUGCUUUGGAUACCCCGGGUUCUACUCCGGCCGCUACGGGUACCCCUUCGGCUCCCGCUACGGCCAAAGGUUCGGCUACGGGGGCUGCUACAGCUGCUAAAGCUGGAGGGAGCCACCCCGAAACCCAACCCGGGUUUGGUGGGAUCGAUGGAGAGUCCAGCCGCCGAGACCAUGGCUGGGCCGAGUUUUGGGGACAAGAGGCACGGCCGGGGUGCUCCGAGAGCUCUGCGCUGCUGCUGAAGGGCUGGGGGUGAUUCGCCCUCAUCCCGCUGCCCCAGCCCUCCUCUCAACCCAGAACUUCUCCUCAAUCCUCCAAGCAAACCAAAUUCCGUGUUUUUGGCAGUGCUGUUCAAAAUGUUCUCUCUGACUGGAUGAUGUGGGUGUCGUGUGACUUUGGGAGUGUGGUCUUUCCAUUCUGUAUCCCUUUAAAGUUAUCUCUGUGUUUCAUUCCUAUUAAAGAUUUUUUUCUGCAUCAA
Messenger RNA from Haemorhous mexicanus (house finch), 895 nucleotides. Its product is annotated as keratin-associated protein 21-1-like. Lineage: Eukaryota; Metazoa; Chordata; Aves; Passeriformes; Fringillidae. The record is from RefSeq and is a predicted model, not a curated record. The transcript is spliced from 2 exons. Bases 154 to 519 code for a protein of 121 amino acids.